AAAUCAGGCAUCAAGGCAUCUAAUAUGAGAGGGUCUGGGCUCCACUGCAGGACUCGUGUUUUGAAAAAUGGCGGCAACCCAGACAAAUAAUGCCAUCACUUUGAAGGGAAGCACCGAAAAUGUGACUGAAUUUUUCGGCUUUGGGAUCAACAGUAUUCUCUAUCAGCGUGGUGUUUACCCAGCAGAAAACUUCAAGCGUGUAGAGCAAUAUGGCUUGACAUUGUUUGUCACAGAUGAGCCCCUUUUGAAAGAAUAUAUAACAAAUGUCCUCAAACAAGUUAAAGAUUGGCUACAAAAUAAGACAAUUCAGAGAAUUGUUCUUGUCAUUAGUAAUGUUGAUACAGCGGAAGUCCUUGAGAGAUGGCAGUUUGAUAUUGAAUGUGACAAAGCCAUGACAGAGGACAGUAAACCAAGAGAGAAGUCUUUGAAAGAAGUAAAAAAAGAAAUUCGUGAUGUCAUGCGUCAAAUCACAGCCAGUGUCACCUUUCUUCCAUUAUUGGAUGGCCCUUGUGYUUUCGAUCUUCUUGUUUAUACUGACAAAGACCUCAAUGUCCCAGAAAUGUGGGAGGAAUCUGGACCUCGUAUCAUUAGUAACUCCGAGGAGGUUCGCCUUCGUUCUUUCAGUACUACAAUCCACAAGGUUGACACAAUGGUGUCCUACAAAAGCGAAGAUUAAAAUGCUUGGUAAAUAGCAAUGAUAGUGAAAGAAAUAAAGAAUGAAUAUUGCUUCUCAAAUUAAGUAACAGCCCUUAAAGAACUCUGUUAAGUGGAACAGCAUAAGUAAUGCGUGAAAAUGUUUUUUUUUUAAGGUCAUAUUUGAGGCAAAGUCCAAUGACACAUUUAGCUCUUAUACUAUCUCAUUUCUCCCAAAUCUCAUGAUUCGGAAUUGUUUAAUACUAGAAGUAAAUAUAUAAUAAUCUUUUCAGAAGAUGAACUUUUCAUGUGCAAAUAUAUAAGUUUGAAUUUUUUUUUUUUUUUUUUUUUUUUUGUUGCUCACUGUAAUAAGAUCACAGAAAAUUGUCCAGCAUAUGUUCGAUUCCUUUAGUACAUGUACGCCUCACAACAGUAAAAAGUUAAACAGC
Messenger RNA from Actinia tenebrosa (Australian red waratah sea anemone), 1082 nucleotides. Its product is annotated as mitotic spindle assembly checkpoint protein MAD2A. Gene Ontology annotation, biological process: mitotic spindle assembly checkpoint signaling. Lineage: Eukaryota; Metazoa; Cnidaria; Anthozoa; Actiniaria; Actiniidae. The record is from RefSeq and is a predicted model, not a curated record. Gene Ontology annotation, cellular component: nucleoplasm; kinetochore; cytoplasm.